Molecule: messenger RNA, 1450 nt
Organism: Branchiostoma floridae (Florida lancelet)
Lineage: Eukaryota; Metazoa; Chordata; Leptocardii; Amphioxiformes; Branchiostomatidae
Exons: 8
Coding region: 153-1001 (282 amino acids)
Source: RefSeq, a predicted model, not a curated record
CACCCACACAUAGCCGGUUCGAACCACCGCCCUUCCGGACCAUCCCUGGAACAUGUCUGUGCCACAGUCUAUAAAUGCACAAUUGACACCUUGUCACCACUUAGCCCAUCGACCAGGACAGUACACUCCGACUGCCGAGGACCAACAUCAUCAUGAAGACUGUGGUAGCAUUGGCGCUUCUCAGUCUUGUCUGUGUGGAGGGAUGGCUCUUCAGUGAGGAUGCUGAGUGGAACGACCUCAAAGUGACGUGGGGCUUGAACCAGGUGUUCGGCUCGACCAUAUUCGACUCCCUCCCCCGUACGGAGAGUGACGCCCUGGCGGAGGGGUGGGUCGACUUCAGUCGUGGCGCAAGUUGCGACGGAGAUUUUUACCGCGGGUCACGCUAUAUCAAGGACGACGACCCCGCGGUCAUGCUGCUGUUCGACAAGAACGGCUACAUCGCUGGUAUUCAGAUGGGGGCUGUCACAACCGACCUCCCUGCCGGCGUUCCAGCUCCCCAAAUCAUGAACAUGUGGAACUAUGAUGGUAACAUGUUGGUCAUCACCGCCUACUUCAUAGACCCAGCAUCUGUCUGCACCGGCCGUUCGGACGCGGUCUUCACCCUGGAGGGUACCGGCGUGGGUUUGUACCUGCAGACCGGUACCAACCCUGAGACUGACUACGAGCUCAUCCCCAGGGACGAGGCUGAUAUCGGCACGACCGCCUGGACCAAGGGCGGCUGCUUCUACACCAUGGGCCAGCACUACUGGUACGACACUAGCGUCGACAUGGACUGUGAUGACUUCUUCCCAGUCUUCCUGCUGUACAACUCCGGCAGGCUGAACGGAUUCGGCUGGAACAUCAAUGCCAACCUGGACAGCUCCCGCUACGAGAGGCCAGCAGCAGACUCACUGAGUGCGUUUUUCCAGGACACACCAGCCUGUUUCGAGCAACAGGUCCAGCGUGGCCUGUCCACCAUGCAUAUCUACAUGGACGAACAUCCCAGCUUUAACUUCUGUUAGACACAACAUGACGUCCUGGAAGUAUCACAUCUACAACACAUCUACCUGGGCUGCACACAAAUAUAACUACCGUUAGUCAUACUUUUCAUUGAAAUAACACAUGCUCGCCAUACAGAAUACUUCAGUGUGAUCUUCAAGACGAUCUCCUUUCUGCAAAUGUGCCUAUAUCUACACAUCUCCUCUCCGUACAUGUGCUUAUUAUAUACGUAUCUUGAAGAGUAAAACAGGAGAACGUGACUACUUGUAAGAUCGUCAACCCCAGUCUAAAACCCACGAAAUAGUCCUUUGAUCAACACUGCGUGUCGCCAUACCUUUCGACAAAGAUAUGAUAUUUGUGUCAGAACGGCUUCUAUGCCUACAGGUCAGUACAUCAGCACAUUAUCCCACAGAUCAUGCGUUAGCUCUCCAUGUGUUUCGUCAGAAACAAAUAAAGAUAUUUGCCAGUGAAA